Messenger RNA from Thlaspi arvense, 463 nucleotides. The record is from the annotation of a GenBank genome assembly. NCBI's taxonomy places the organism in Eukaryota, Viridiplantae, Streptophyta, Magnoliopsida, Brassicales, Brassicaceae.
GUAUAAUCACAAAUUGUCCAAUGUCUCUCACUUCUACUCAAAGAUGGGGGAAGUGAAGAAGGAGCCAGUUUCUUCCAGGAUAGUUUAUGGACAAACACCGAAUGAAUGGACAAAGAAGGAAAGAGUGGAAUUGAUAAAUUUGGUCGAGUUCUUUAUGGCGUGGACGAAGACUACGUAUAGAUCUAUGUGUUCAAGCUGCAAUAGACAGCCAUCAAUGGACAUAUAUUCAUAGGCAAUAAUGUGUGGAUGGAUUGAGAGAUUGAACAUCUGUCGAGAAACAGUUGUCUACCGACUACCAUCCACAAGUCCAGCAACGGAUGUACAAUGUUUCUUUUGUCCUCUUGUAUAUAUCAUAUGAUCUUACAUUUGUCUCCUAUUGAGAAUGUAAUUUCAUAAAGGAUUUGUGAUGAUUAAAACGGCUUUGCCAAUGCCAAUUCUCUUAUCUUACAAUAGAUGUUUACGG